UUGUUUGUUUCUGCUUCUUUUUUUCUUAAAUUGUAACAAACUAUCAACUGGUAUUCUUCAACUAUCAAAUCAACACGAAAUUCGUUUUAAGAUGUCUAUCUAAUCAAGAUACAAAAGCAUUGUUUACAAGCCUCACAGUACUUUCUUUUGGUUUGAUAACUGACACUAAAGAAAAUAAUUGUCCCAUCUGUAUAUGUUUUUUCUUAACUACGUGUUUUUAAUCAAUUUUUUUAAAUAAACGUUUUCUUAAAGUUUGAACAGCUCUACUAUUAGAUUUUUUUGUUUAUAUAUUUAAGAUGGAGAAAAACAACUUUAUGAAAUCAAUGAAGGAAGAAAAUAUUAAAGGCAACUUGGAUAGGCUUCCCACUGUUCUUGUAACAGGAUUUGGGCCAUUUAGAAAUCAUUCUGAGAAUUCCAGCUGGCUCACUGUUAAAGAACUUCUUAAUCUUAAUAUAACUGAUUUUAAUAUCAUUGCCAAAGAGUUGCCUGUAGAGUAUGAGUUUGUAUCCAAAGCUGUACCUGAAUUAUGGGAGAAACACAAGCCAAAGCUUGUUGUUCACUGUGGUAUGUCUGAGCAAGCCAAAUGUAUCACUCUUGAAAAAGUAGCUUACAAUGCUGAUUACCAUGGCUGUGAUAUUAAAGGGCAAGUGCCUCAACUCAAUAUUUGUUGUGAAAAUGGCCCGGAAAAACUCAGCACUGCUAUAGACAUUGAUUCAGUUUUAGAAGAUGUUGCUUCAUCAAAUGUUUGUGUAAAAGCUGUAUCAUCAGAAAAUGCUGGAAGGUAUCUCUGUGAAUUCACGUUUUAUACAUCAUUGAAAGUAAAUAGAAAUGCUGCCUUUGUGCAUGUUCCACCCAUAAAUCAGCCAUACAGUGCCAGAGCAAUGGCUCAAGCUCUAGCCCUUAUUAUAUCUGCAAUGUUGAAACAAAUUAAAAAUACAUAAUACUCUGUUUAAAAAUAUUACUCAUUUUUACUAAAAAGUGUUUGAUUUUCAGGCUGAUUGGAAUGGGAUAAUUUUUUAAACUUUAAAUAAAACUUUUGUUUUUAAGUAGAUCUAAAGUAAUAAAAUUUUGUGCCUAGGGUAUUCUAAAAUAAGAUUCAAUUUUUCCAAUGAAAAUAACCAAGAUAUAUUUGUUAAGCUUUUAUUUUUAACCUGUUUUGUAUUUGUAUGUUUAUUGUUUCAGUGCUGAAGAUUGAUAUGAUCAUGCAGCUCCAUUUUUUUAAAAAUGAAAUCUCAUAAAAAAUAAUAGACAUCUGUGUUUGUGUAUGGCAGGGAAUUUAACUGUAAAGAUAAUUUUUUCCUUAAUUAAAUUCUUUUUUAUUAUUUUUAAAAAUGACCUUUGAAAAGUUGUUAUAGAUUUUGCAAAUCUAUUCUUUACUUCAAGCUUAUUAUACUUUUACCCUCCUGUAUGAUUCCUAUCUUAAUUUUUUUAUCUUAAUUUGUUGAAUUAUAAUGUUAAGAUAUCAUCACUCAAAAUAAAAUUGAUCAUGUAUUAGGUAUGACCUUUUUUUGUUUUCACAUUUGGUAAUCUUUGUGUAUGUAUAUAAAGAUUCUUUUAUAACUCCUGUUUGAUAAUAAUUAUAAUAUUACUGAUGUAUAGUCAGAGAAAAAAAAAAGUCAUGUUGUUUUAUUCUGGCAUCAUUCAUCAUACAAUCAUUACAAAAAAGCGUCAUUUGAAAUCAAAAAGUGUCAUAUUCUUAUAUUGAAAUUAGAAUAAAUUUCCAAAGGUAACACCCAUUUUUCUCAUUAAAUUUUAAAACUAUAUUAAAUGUUAUUCGUGAAAACCAUGUUUCAGUAGUUAAGGUCUUUUCAUUUCGAAAUUAUGAAUUAACAAAAUUUAGAUUAUGUUAAAAUUAAUUUGGAACUUUUAUUCAUAUCUUAAAAACUUAUUGGCCUAAACUCUUUUUAUUGCAAAAACAUUAAGAUAUUCUUCAUAUUUUUGCAUACAUAUUUAAUAUGAGAAAAAUCGCAGAAUUUGAGUUUUAAAACUUUUAAAUUGAAAUUUAUGUAGAUUUUAACAUAAAUGAAGGACAAGACUAUUUCAUGAGGAUAUACAAAAUGUUAGCUCAUUCCUAUAAGUUGUUUGCCCAUUAUAUUUCUUCUGCAUUUGCUCCUGAUACGUGCAUUUAAGAGCACAUUCACAAAUAUCAAAAGUUUUUUAUUUGGUACUGAAAUACUGCUGAUCAAAUAUCAUUUUCUGCAUUGUUGUAAUAUGAAAAUGUAUUUUAAAAAUUCGUCAGUGGCUAAAAAUAUGGAUUUUUUUAAAAAAAAAUUUGAUUUAAUUGUCACAGUAUUUUAUUAAUAGUCGCAACUUUUAAAUGUGGAGGAUAGUCUCUGUCCUUGUAAUAUUCUAGAAUUUGUAUUUGUCAGCUCAUAUAAUGUCACUUACAGAAUACAACAAAUUCUUGAAAAAUGGACUUUUAUUUCAUAAUAAAUACUUUGUAGGAUUUAACUAUUUAGUUUUAUAAACAUUCUGACAAAUUAUUUCUCUUAAUUAUUUAAAAAAUAAUGAACUCAUGGUAUAUCAAUCUGAAUUUGUUCUCCGGUUAUUUUUUUCAUGAAAAAUCUAUUCACGACAUUUAAAAAACAAAAUGUUGUCAUAUUGAAUUUUAAAAUUUGUUCAAUUUUAAUUAUCUAGAAAAACCCGUAUGAAAAGUUUUUACACUGCAUCUUUUAGUAUUCAUUAUUAUCUUUACAAUAGUAUUUCAAAUUUUCACAUACGAUGAUCGAUUGCAAAAUAAAUCUGGGUGACUUCUUUUUCCCUCUCUCUCGACUGUACUACUUGGAUAUUUUUACUCAAUUCAAAUUCCCUAUCCCCAAUUUAUUUUUAUAUAGGGUUUCUAACAUAAUAAUUUUUUUUUUAAUUUAAUUAAUAAAUCUCUAUUAUUUUAUAAUUUUUUUUUAAAUCUUACAUAAGUCCUAAUAAGAAACUUUCUCUUUCAUGUAUUAAAUGCAUCAUUAACAUUAUCUGUUCUUUUAAUUUAAUUUUUAUAGCUUUCUUUUAUAUCCUUUCCUUAUUUUUUUAUUAUUUUUCCAAAAUUCAAGACUGCUGAGAGAUUUUUUCCUAUCCAGAUAUAUUUUCCUUUUCUCUCACUCAAAAAUUACACAUGUGAAUUCCUUAAAAUAAAAGUAAUAAAUCAGUUUUUAAAAACACACUUUUAUUAGUACAAUAAAAAAAAAUUUUUUUUUUUAGUCUUAAUUUAUAUCAUAAAUAUUAUGGAAUUUCUAGAUUAAUCAAAUUUUGAAAAGAUUAAAGUAAUAUAUUGUCAUUGAGAAAAUGCAAAUGUGUUUUGAAAUUUUAGACUCAGGCAGCAAAUCUAUUACAAAAUUCCAUCUGUACGAACAUGAAAAGUGUAGUUAAAUAAAAGUGUGUUAUUAAGAUAACUACUGCAUUAUAUAUAUAUAUAUAUAUAUAUAUAUAUAUAUAUAAUAUCAGUUGCAGAUUGUCAGGUCAUUUUGAGUCAUUCCAUUUAAUGAACAAAUUAAAACUAGUUAUUUUGCAGAUUUGACAAUGAAUUUGUAUUUAUAAUACAUUUUGAAUAAAAUAUUAUGUAAUGAAUUCAUUAUUAAAUUAUCAUUAAUUUUAAUGGAUUAUUAUUAUUUCUUAUAAAAUAAAAAUUGUGAAAUUUAUUAUUGAUUGACAUGAUUUUUUGGGUGAAGUGAAGAAUAGUGUGCCCCGAGUUUGUCGCCAAUAUGGCAAAGCAGCGGAAUACUCUUCUAGCAACCCUAAUGUUGUUUUGUUUACUACUUUUUGCAAUGGUUGAGUUGUGCAUAAACUACAACUAUGUUAUAAAAAAUGUUAAAUUAAAAAUAUUAAAAAAUUAUCGAUUAAAGAUUUUAAUUUUGUUCUUUAUUAUAAUUAAAAGUUUAUUAAAUAAAGAAAGUUAAGCUUAUAAUUAAAGGUUAUUUUAUUCUUUCUUUCUUUUUUUAAAUGUGAAUACGAGCAGAAUAUAUUUAUUCUUUUGAAAUUUUUAAUUGUUAGUAUGCGCUUUAAAAAAUCGUCUAAAUUCUUACUUUACGAAAUCGUCUGCAUUCUCAGUUUAAAAGGCAGCUGCAAUGGAAUUCUUCGCAGUUCUCGUAAUUCUUUUGGUGCUCUAACGGUUGUUCCCUUGAUAAUUUGUUACGUCGGCAAUUAUACAAGAAUGGAUGUCGGGUAAAUGGGAUGGAAGACAGUAUUUCUUACCUGCAGAAGGGAGAGUGGAAUAUAUAUAUAUAUAUAUAUAUAUUACGAGUUGAUGAAGUUAGGAAAGGAUGCUUGUUUGGAAUUUUGUAUGGGGAAUGGUCUGAUUGCUUCUAAAUGUGUAUAUCCGGUGUGUGGUGAGAAUAUGAAAUUGGUUGAUUUGGAUGACAAAAUCGAUUGAAAGAUCUGGUGUUGCAGAAAGAAAGGAUUGAAUCCGCACCAUAUCCCUUCAUUCUUUCUUUUCUAUUGAUUAUGUACUGUUUCUGUUAUCCACACAGUCCUUAUAUGGAAUGUGCUAGCGAAGCUACAAGGUUCCUGCUCCCGCUGCUAGCAAAGCCAUAGGAUGUUUUUUUUAAGUUAAAAAAUUCUGCCCGGUGCCUUCUACAGAUGCCGAAGGCACCGGGCAGUCUAAAAAAAAAUACAAUACUUAUCAGUAAAAAAUCAUAAUUACUUAGCGGAAAGUGGUGACCGUAACUAUUCCGCAGCAGUGUUUAUUUGCUUUGAUCGCCAUCUAUUGGCGUCUUGGCAUCCUUGGCGCAGCAAUAGGCAUACUAAAAUUCACUUUUACCGAUUUUUUUAUAUGAAUAACUGCAAUUAUUUGUAUUUAUUAAAGUUUGUUUCUAGAAUAUAAUUUCUUUUUUUUUAAAGUUCUUGAUAAUGAAAACUAUUUUGCAUUUUUAAAAACAGUGUUUGCAAAGUAACAUUAAUGAAGUUCCUAUUUUUAUGAAAUGCAUCAUUCAUUGGAAAGAUGUAUAAAAGCUAGUUUCAAUUGUAUAAGCUUUCAGUUGUUUAUUUAUGCUGGCAUUUUAAUGUUAUACAAUAAAACUGUCCACUUAUAGAGCUUCAUUUUAGCUCAAUUGUAUUUUAAUAAUUCAAAAUAAAAUUCUUUUUACAUUAUUUA
Molecule: messenger RNA, 5080 nt
Organism: Argiope bruennichi
Lineage: Eukaryota; Metazoa; Arthropoda; Arachnida; Araneae; Araneidae
Product: pyroglutamyl-peptidase 1-like
Exons: 5
Coding region: 297-941 (214 amino acids)
Biological process (GO): proteolysis
Cellular component (GO): cytosol
Molecular function (GO): pyroglutamyl-peptidase activity
Source: RefSeq, a predicted model, not a curated record